Rhizoctonia solani is the source of this 1671-nucleotide messenger RNA. RefSeq names its product RCC1 domain protein. The record is from RefSeq and is a predicted model, not a curated record. Lineage: Eukaryota; Fungi; Basidiomycota; Agaricomycetes; Cantharellales; Ceratobasidiaceae. Bases 1 to 1671 code for a protein of 556 amino acids. Gene Ontology annotation, biological process: regulation of DNA-templated transcription. The transcript is spliced from 3 exons.
AUGCUUGCCUCCUCCAGCCUUCACCACUUUAGUACGCGCGAACCGAGCCACAUUGCGCACGAGCGUUCAUACUCCAACUCUCAACUUUCUUCCAACCUCAACCUCAAUCUGGCGCUGUGCUCGUCGCGCCCUUCUACCGACGCGGUGCCCCGCCCGUACCUCGAGCUGGCGCCCUCGCGCUAUCACCCGGCUCCGGCCCCACUUGCCCCAACGAGGGGUUUGUCUGGCUUACCGGACGCGCAUGCGCCAUCUGGGGGCACUAAGUUACCUCUCGACCCCCCGGAGGAUGACCCAGCUACCCGACGUGGUUCCAUCACCCGUCCUUAUUCUCAGUCAUACCCCCCUCAGCAUUCGCAGCACCGGGCCCAUCAUUCGGAGGCAUUUGUUCCGACCCACUCCCCAGUACCGGCCCCCGUUUCAGCCAUCAAUACUCUUCGCAACGAUCGCGAAGACCCGGAAAGAGGUCAAGAGCAGCUCGCAGGGGGGUAUUUACACCCGCAAUCAGCCCCUCAGUCGACUGUACCGGAAACUAUGACCAACCAUCACUUGCAGUAUCCCGGGGCAUACGAACAGCCGGAUUAUGUGUCUCGUGCCCCAUCAGUCUCUUCUGCGUAUAACCCAGACGACCGACGGGUUUCAGUCUCAUCUGCGGGGUCUUAUGAACCCCCUGACCCAGCCCGAGCCACACCUCCGAUGAUGGCUCGGCAUAGUGGCCAACUCGCCCCUUACGACUAUCCGGUAGAUUCUUCAUGGUCCGGACGCCGGCCUUCAACCGAACAGUCUCCAGUACCAACUCAGAGGUUUGACGACUAUCCCCAUGAUGAGCCGGUGGUGGUAUCAGGCAUGCAUCAUCAGGCAGGACUUGGGUACUCCCAGCUCGACCACGCAUCCCCCAUGGGGUCACUCGGGGAGUCAUCGUCUGGUUCAACUGGUAUGCCAGCCUCUCCAGAUCAGUUCGCAGUGCAACCCAAUGGUCUUGUUGUCCCGGAGGGUGCGAUUCCCCCUUCAGCCACCAAUCCGGGGCAACGCCAGUACGCUUUUGUCUCGCUCGCAGGGUCGACAAUUCGUAAACGCCCCCGUCGCAGAUACGACGAAAUCGAGCGACUGUACUCGUGCUCCUUUGAGGACUGUACCAAGGCAUACGGGACUCUCAACCACCUCAAUGCCCAUGUCACCAUGCAGAAGCAUGGCCCCAAGCGAAAUCCAAGUGAAUUCAAGGAACUUCGCAAGCUAUGGCGCACCCAGAAGAAGGCCGAGCAAGUUGCUAGUCGUUCACGUAGUAGACGACGCCCGGAAGACGGCCAUCACGCUAUGCCAGGGCAGUAUGGAAGCUCUGGAUAUGGUUCAGAUGAGUCUGAGGAGGGCGGAACCCCUCAACCUAGCGAUUCGAAUCCCUAUCACCAAGGACAAGUGGACCCAAUGUGGCCUCAUAUAGGGCACGAGAUGGGUGACCGGUACAGUGGCCACCCUGGUAUGCCCGGGUAUGGUCACGACUCCCAUGGGCAAGGAAUGGGCGUAGUCAUGGCCGCCGAGGAGGGAGUGAUGGACCGGAUCCCCCCCGACGCGACCCUCUUGCGGGGGUUGCCUCCGACUCAUCCAUCCCAGCAACCAUAUUCUAACUCUAUGCACCACUCCAUGCCAUCUUAUGGUGGAUGCCCGCUAUGCCAAUGA